AUGCUUCUUUUCAACCUUUUUUGUCGUCGUCGCGUCGUCCAUGGAGUCGCCUUCAUCGUCGACUUCCUUGAAUUUUCUUUCUUACUGGAAUUAUAUCAAUUUUCUACUAUUCCGUCCGGCUCUCGCUGUGCUUUUCGUUCUCUCUUUUAUUAUUCUCUGGUGGCUGUUGGCGUGGAAGUUGGUUCUGGUUCAUGUUCCACUGGUUCAAGAAAUUUUCGGUCUGAGGAAAAAACCGGUUAAACCAAAGCGGCCGACUCGUCGAUUAUCAAGAUAUUAUAACAGCAUCAACAAUCAUAGUUCUACUUCUCAAUAGCAGCCACAAAGCUCUGUUUCCAGAUGGUCGAAACCUAAAGCAGUGCUGGCAGCUUGAAAUACAUUGGAGAAGAUUGAGAUGAUUCAAUUUGUUUCAUACUUUUGUGGACAGAAAGUUGUAAAACAGCAAAAGGUAAACGUGUUCAAUAUUUGAUCUAAAUGAAGGAAAUGACAUUCAAGAUGACUAGAGAAUGUAGUGUUUUGUUUAUCACUUCUGUAAAUAUAUUUUCAACUGUUGUAAAAAACUCCAUUACUGAAAAUAUAUGAUGAUCAUUAAAAGUUUCCA
Gossypium arboreum is the source of this 598-nucleotide messenger RNA. RefSeq lists its product as uncharacterized. The transcript is spliced from 3 exons. The coding region runs from base 41 to 313 and encodes 90 amino acids. The record is from RefSeq and is a predicted model, not a curated record. Lineage: Eukaryota; Viridiplantae; Streptophyta; Magnoliopsida; Malvales; Malvaceae.